Molecule: messenger RNA, 1184 nt
Organism: Amblyraja radiata (thorny skate)
Lineage: Eukaryota; Metazoa; Chordata; Chondrichthyes; Rajiformes; Rajidae
Gene: sdhaf4
Product: succinate dehydrogenase complex assembly factor 4
Exons: 3
Coding region: 80-421 (113 amino acids)
Biological process (GO): mitochondrial respiratory chain complex II assembly
Cellular component (GO): mitochondrion
Source: RefSeq, a predicted model, not a curated record
CCCCGCGUCCGCCGUAACUCCGCCCCGCGUGACGUGUCCGCUGUAACUCCGCCCCGCGUCACGUGUCCGCUGCGCUGCCAUGUCCGGGCGUCGCGGGUUGUGGGCCGCGCUGGCGGCUCGGGACGCCGUCGGGCCUAGACUGGGUGUUUUUCCAUAUGCAGGUUCUGCGCUCUGGAACACCUGGAGCUCAUUCAGCUCCAAAACUGUGGGCCAUGAGGGACUCAAAAAGGAGCCAUUAAAAAAGCCUGAAACACCCGUUGGCCGCUUUGAUCGUCCACAACAUGACCCUCUGGGAGGAGAUCUCCUGGAAAGGUUUCCUGAGAACAUCAAUCCAGUCACAAAGGAAAAGGAUGGGCCAAGAGGCCCAGAACCUACUCGUUAUGGAGACUGGGAGCGAAGGGGACGCUGUAUUGACUUCUAGCGUUUCUAUUGUGCAUAAGUGAGAUGUUGCUUGAAUAUUUUGUGGUUAGCAUGUACAAAUCCAGCUCUGACUUGAUAAUGCUGCUUUGUUCAUGUUGAUCGGUAGAGGUCUGUAAUUUGGAAUAGAUGAUACACUGUUUCAUGGGAUUACUCAGUUCGCUGAAAGGUAGAACAGUGCUUCACAGUUUCUUUGAAGCAAAUGACCUAUAUAAUUAAAAAAAUUAUUGUAUUCAUAAUUCAGAGAUUUGAUCCUAAUUUCUAGAUGAGUUGGUGAUCUUGCAUGCACUUCCUAUAUGUGUGCUAAUGACAUUUUAGUACAAAGGCAGCUGAGUGUGUGUUGCAUUUCAGACAGCUGCUUCUAGCCACACCUACUGUGAUUCAGUCGCGAUAGGCUCUGCCCCAUGUGAUACAGAUAUUCAAUUGCCAAGUAUGUGCAGUCAUUGGGUGGUGUUCUUCACACUGAUUGUAUGUGGCUUGAAAAAACAGUCCCUGUAGAGUGUUCUUUGUGUUAUGUCACCGUUAUUGUUUCCUGUUACUCAUUUUGGUUUCCACUGUUCAGAAGGAUAUGGGUUAAACACAGGUAAAUGGGAUUAGCGUGAAUGGUUUGCCUGGGCGAAUUGGAUCGAAGAUCCUUUUUCGUGCUGAAUGACUCUUUGUUGGCAUGAAAGAGCUACAAAGCUGUUGAUCCACUGGAGCUGAUUUGAAUGAAUGAAUCAGUUAAAUUGCUAAAUGUUCCUUUGGUAUAAAAUAAAGCAGUUUUUUUU